Messenger RNA from Acanthosepion pharaonis, 1029 nucleotides. The record is from the annotation of a GenBank genome assembly. Lineage: Eukaryota; Metazoa; Mollusca; Cephalopoda; Sepiida; Sepiidae.
AUGUCUAUUCCUCGACUAGGUAUAGGAAUUAAAACACACACACACACUUUUCUCUGUCUAUCUCUAUCUGUCUAUCUCUAUCUGUCUAUCUCUAUCUGUCUAUCUCUAUCUGUCUAUCUCUAUCUGUCUAUCUCUAUCUGUCUAUCUCUAUCUGUCUAUAUCUCUAUCUGUCUAUCUCUAUCUGUCUAUAUCUCUAUCUGUCUAUAUCUCUAUCUGUCUAUAUCUCUAUCUGUCUAUAUCUCUAUCUGUCUAUAUCUCUAUCUGUCUAUAUCUCUAUCUGUCUAUAUCUCUAUCUGUCUAUAUCUCUAUCUGUCUAUAUCUCUAUCUGUCUAUAUCUCUGUCUAUCUAUUCAUCUAUCAUAUCCCCUAUCUGUCUAUAUCUCUAUCUGUCUAUAUCUCAUCCGUGUCUAUAUCUCUAUCUGUCUGUCUAUAUCCCCAUCCUGUCUAUAUCCCCAUCUGUCUAUAUCCCCAUCUGUCUAUAUCCCCAUCUGUCCAUCCCCAUCUGUCCAUAUCCCAUCUGUCUAUAUCUCCAUCUGUCCAUAUCCCCAUCCCCAUCUGUCUAUCCCCAUCCUCCCAUCCCCAUCUCCAUCCCUAUCCCCCAUCCCCAUCUCUCUAUCCCAUCCUCAUCCCUAUCCUCCAUCUCCAUAUCCCCAUCUCUCAUCCCCAUCCCCAUCUAUAUCUCUAUCCAUCCCCAUCUAUAUCUCCCCAUCUAUCUGUCUAUCUAUCUAUCUAUCCAUCCAUCUAUCCAUCUCCAUCUCUAUCAUCUCUAUCUCCAUCUCUAUCUCUAUCCCUGUCUAUCUCUGUCUAUCUAUCUAUCUCCAUCUAUCCAUCUCUAUCUCUCUAUCUCUAUCUCUAUCUCUAUCUAUCUAUAUCUCUAUCUCUAUCUAUCUAUCUCUAUAUCUCUAUCUCUAUCUAUCUAUCUCUAUAUCUCUAUCUCUAUCUAUCUAUCUCUAUAUCUCUCUAUCUAUCUAUCUAUCUCUAUCUCUAUCUAUCUCUCAUAUAUAUAUAUAUAUAUAUAUAUAUAUAUUGA